AUGGGAAUUGCUGGCUGUGGUCUGUGUGAGGGACCCCCCGAAGGCCUCAAGGAACAUGGCUGUGCUGUGCAGCUGCUCUCAGCACUGCUCUUGCCUGCAGCUCCACCAGGAGAGCCCAGCAGACUGGACAUCACGUGUGCCACGGAGUUCCUAGAGGACUUUGUGGAGCUGCUGGCACAGCCGCUGCGCACGCUGCCCUCCGUCGGCCCGCCGGCCGUGCUGGCCUACAGACCUGAGGCGCUGCGGGGCCGCCUGCGGGCCGAGGCAGAGGAGGACUGCGCUCCCAAGUGCGAGUACUGCGGAAGCCUGCUGAGGCCGUUCCCUUCCUUCGAGGACAUUUGCCCUCCACCACAGAAGUUCUGCUGCAAACGCAAUCAAGACCUCUACGAGUUCAUCGUAAAUGAGAGGAAGAAACACGAAAGUGCUUGGAACAGCCCUAUUUCUAUAGACUCUCACGAGCCCCAUGGCAGUGAGGCUGAAAGACACGUGGCAAAGGAGAGAGCGUACCAGAGGCAGCAGGAGAGACAAAUGGCCAGACAGUUAGCCUUCCUGGCAACUGAGCCGAAAACUGUAGCUGAAUGUAGAGCACAGCCUGGCACCAUUUCCUACCUGCUUUCUCAGGAGCCACCAUCUCUGACGGGCUGGACACUGAUGCCUGAAGAGAGAGCAGCAGAGCUUGAGGAGGAGCCCAUUUCCUACAGCAUCACCUGCUGCGACUUCACUGUUAUGGGUGGAAGGGUAGCGAAGAAUGAAUUGUUGGAGAAAUACUACAAUCAUGGAGGGAAGUUUCUUACCAUGCUACCAGAUGGAACAGCACAGUUAUUCUAUCCAUCCGGAAACCUGGCAGUCAUCGUUGUACGAGAGAAAAAGCGGUUUGUUUGCAUAGUGCAGGAAGACAAGGAAAGUAACACUGAGAUACGGGCAGUAUUUGCAUCCAACGGCAGGAGCACCUGCUACCACCCGCACGGCACUGUGUGGAUAACGAUGAACACUGAAGGAGGGCAGUGCCUGGACCGGGCAGGCAACAGGGUGAGGAGGUGGAUGUGGCCAAGCUGCACAGCGUCAUCUGGACCUUGUGCCCCACUGAGCCCCAUCUUCCUCUCCCUGAACCUGCACGUGGGGGUCAGGAUCAUGGGCCAGGAUAAGAUCACAGUUUCCUUCCUUGCCAUGGGACAACAAGCAAAAUUCAACGUGGGAACAAAAGUGCAGGGCAGCCAGGCUGGCCAGCUGCAUGCCCUCCCCAAGCUGAAUGAGGAUGAGCUCCUGCUGCUAGCCUUGCGGGUGAGGAUCCUGCGGCUCAUCGAUAAGCUGCGUAGCUGCCUGAACUUCCCUUCCAAUGAGCAAUGGGACAAAAUGAAGCCACCAGUGUACCUUGUCACACAGACUUUAAAGAUCUUGUACCUUUGCACAACUUCUGACAUAAGCGAAGAGCUGUGCAGCUCAGUCAGGGCAAUAGUAAAUGCUCCAGUCUGAGCAGCA
This is a messenger RNA of Meleagris gallopavo (turkey), 1479 nucleotides long. Lineage: Eukaryota; Metazoa; Chordata; Aves; Galliformes; Phasianidae. The record is from RefSeq and is a predicted model, not a curated record.